Molecule: messenger RNA, 7449 nt
Organism: Eupeodes corollae
Lineage: Eukaryota; Metazoa; Arthropoda; Insecta; Diptera; Syrphidae
Gene: Mgtor
Product: nucleoprotein TPR
Exons: 8
Coding region: 150-7193 (2347 amino acids)
Biological process (GO): protein import into nucleus; mRNA export from nucleus
Cellular component (GO): nuclear pore
Molecular function (GO): structural constituent of nuclear pore
Source: RefSeq, a predicted model, not a curated record
GACGACGGCGACGGCAAUCAAAGGCAAACGCAAACCGCAAAGGGCAAGGCGCAAAUCAAAAGCCAAAAGGAAGAAAAUAUUUUAAAGUACGCUAAAAGUUUUUGCAAAAAUUAUUUUCAUCUGAUUGUGUGCAUAAACUUGUUGUUAAAAUGGAUCAAAUCGGUCCAGAAUUGCUAACCAAAAUCUUAACCAUCGAAGAAUUGGGUAAGACCCCCAAAGAUGUACAAGAAAAAAUUAAUAAAUAUUUUGAGGAGAUAUUCGAUGAAUUCCUCACAACCAAGGCUGUCGGGGAAACUUCCAGGAAUACUGUGGAUGAAAUUCGGACUAAUUGCGAAAAGAAAGUCGAGGAUUUAACAUCACAACUUCAAGACUAUGAAUUAAAAUUAAAAAAUUCUGAAAGAAAUGUCGUCGAGCUACGAAAGCAAAUGGACACGUAUUCGGCCGAAAGGACUAACUUAAUGGAACUGACAAAUAAAUACGAAACUGAGUUAUCAACAACUCGUCGCGAAAAAAACAGUAUUAAAGACGAGCGUGAUGCGCUAUUCAAAUCAAUAGAAAGGCAGAAUUCAGAGUUAGAACGCAUGCAACAAGAACUAAGAUCAUGUCAAAAACAAUUGAAAGCGGCUAUCAAUAGUAAGUGUGAAGCUUUGGCACGCGUUGAUGAAAUAGAAAGCAAAGAAGCCGCAUUAAAUUUCAAAGAGAAACGCAUGGAACAAGAACGCUCGAUACUUACAAACCAAGUCCAAACACUGUCUCAUGAUCUAAAUCGGAAUAUUUCGGAACUUCAAAACAUUCGCAGGGAGAAUACAAUAAGAAACAUGCAAUUAGAGACAAGACUUAACGAGAAAAUGGAAGAAUUGAAAAUUGCUCAUACACAGUGCGCCCACUACAAAGAAACUAUUGACAGUUUGACCGCCAACUCUCAAGAACUAUCGGCUAAAAUGCUUGCGCAGAGUGAAGAAGCCAACAAAAUGAUGGAGUUCUACAAGAAGGAGCUUCAAGCCAAAACAAAGCUCUCCGAACUCUAUAAGGCGAACUCAGAAGAGCGAGCUAUGGAAAGCAACGAAAUGGGACAAGCUAUUACGGAUUUGAAGAGGAUGUUGGCCGAAGCAAGCGACCAAUAUGGGGAGCUCGAAACCAAUUUGAAAUCAAUAACAAUGAAGCACGAAGAAGAAAUGGAAGAGAAAAACAAAACUAUUGAUGCGCUUAAAGCCGAAAUCCUACAUGCUAAUGAUUUGCUUAAGGAAGUUCAAAGUGAAAACAUGGAAAAUGCAAUUGAAAAAUUGGCACCUUCUGCAGCUGUAGCAAGUCGUCUCAUAAAAUCUGACAUGACACUUACUGAACUCUAUUCGCUCUACGUCAAAGCCACUGAAGACAGCGAGCUCCAAAAGCGCGAGAAUAACCGAUUGAAUCUUCAAAUGAAGACAAUCCUUCAUGAGCUUGAAGAACGAGCACCUCAAAUCAAGAAGCAGGAAAUUGAAUACGAAAAACUAAUUGAAGCUAAUAACAUCUUGGCGGCUAAGCUCGAUGAACUUAUAGUGAGAAGAACUGACAACCAACAGGAAAUGGAAGAAGCCCAAACUAAGAUAAGCCACCUAGAACGUGAAAACAAAAAACUUAAACACUCCCAGAGCGAUUUAAGUCGGCAAGUUUGCUACCUGCUAAAGGAAAUCGAACAGAAUCGUUGCGGUUAUACUUCGGAGAACCAACAACAACUUAGCCACAACUUAUCAACUGACGAGGUUAUAUCCAAAAAGCUUGUAACAUUCUCAAACAUAACAGAAUUGCAUGAAAACAAUCAGAAGUUGCUUUUGCUGGUACGCGAUCUAAGUGACAAACUGGAAGAAAUUGAGAAUUUGAAACAGCAAAUAAGCGAAGCGUCUUACAAGGAAAAAAUAGAAAACUACACCAAGAAGAUGCAAAGCAUGCAAGAAUCAUUACAGAACCAAACAAAAAUGCUAAACACCUGCAUGGCUAAAUGCGAACGCUACAAACGCUUGUACUUCGAGGCAUUCACCAAAAAUGCAAACAACUCGUCCAAAAUCCGAUCCGAAGACACUGAUGAAAGUAUGGAAAUGGACGGAAGUAACACUGCUGCCCAAAAUACCACCAAUGAUAAGGAAGCAUCGGAAAAAGACAAAAAAAUACUUGAACUAGAGAAUCAGUUAGCUGAAGUAAAGAAACAAGCACAAUCCUUUAAGGAGCAAUAUGAAUACUAUACUCAAGAAAAAAAGAACAAUGAAAAAAUCUUAAAUGAUCAAUUUGAUUCUAUGCGUACGGAAGUUCGUGAAUUGACAGCAACUAAUUGCAAACUUAUGUCGACAGUUGAAUACAAUAAGGAGUUGCUCAAGAUCCAACAGAAGAACAUCAGUACGUACAAACAACAAAUUGCUGCUCUUGAAGAUAGGAACAAAAACUAUGAAAACACAAAUAUAAAGCAUGAGCAAACAACUUUAUACUUGAAGGAUGAAAUUAUGAAAGCUCAGAAGAGUCUGUCGGCAGCUGAGUCGGAGCUUAACCAUCUGCGGCAAGAAACGCGCCUUCUUAAAGAUGCUGCUUCGCGUUUGCAGUCCGAGAAGGAGGGCUACCAUCGUGAGAGGCAAAAUCAACACCUGCUUCUGAAUAACUUGGAAAUGAUCAAAGCCAGUUUCGAACGAUCUGAAAUGGAGGGCAAGGCUCGUUUGGAAUCGCGAUUAGAUGAAACACAACGAGAACUAUCAGCACAACGUCGCCGUUACCAAGAGGAGCAAGAUCGUUUCAGAGAACUUGCCGCUGACAUGAAGCGACAAACUGAAACGGCUAAGGAAAGAAUGGAAGAAGAAAGUCGAGUUGCCGAACAGCUUAGACAGGAAAUGCUCUCGUUGCGCAAUGAAUUAAAGACAAAAUCACUUCAGAUCGACGAACUCAGCAAGAAACUCCAAGAAAGUCUGGCACCAACUAAAGACGACAAUCCAAUUGCAGUUGCUAACAAGAAAAUACGUGAGUUGGAGAUGAGAAAUGAAGAGUGCAAACUUGAAAUUCAGUUCCUCAGCAGUGAAUUAGCCAAAUCUAAGGAACACGCCGAACAAUAUUUCAAAAUAUCUGAGAGCGCUGAAAAAGAAAUAAAGAAUCUUGAUCAACUUCAUAACGAGUAUGUUGUCAAAGCCGAAGCCGAAAUAAAGGCAUUAAAACAAACCGAAGCAGACUUGAGGUCACGCAUUGAAGAACUUGAAACUGAAAUUCAAUUGCAAACUGUUACAGAAGCACAAAACAGUGGCAGUGCAAGGCCAGUUCAAUUGCAGAAAACUCAAGAUGAACUUAAGGAAACUCUUCAAAAAUUGAACGAAUGUAAUCGGGAAUUGAGAAAUGUUCGAUCUGAAUACAAUAGUUUGUCUGAGUCUUUGAAUUCGGUUGAGCAGAAAUAUGCAAAUGAAAUGGUUCUACACUCGGCAGAUAUCCAAGAAUUGUCUAAAGUUAAAAGUGAACUAUUAAAGAUUCGUGAACAAAUCUCUAGCUUGCAAGAAGGACGUGAUACAGCUGUCAACGAACUGAAUGAGAACAGGAAAACAUUGGAGGAAACUAGACGCCUCCUACAAACAGAGAAAGAGGGAUUGGAAAGCCGAUUGGCAGAUUUAGAUUCCCAAAAUGCUUCGCUUCACAAUCAAAUACAAGCACUUACCUCUAAGCUUUCGGUUAUAAGUAGCUCUAACGUUCACACUACAACAAAUGACUCCCUUAAUGAAUCCUCCGACAUAAACAAGUCCAUAGCCGAAGAGGACAUUAAGAACAAUGACCAGUUGUUACAAAUUAUAAAAUAUCUACGCAAGGAGAAAGAUAUUGCUGUUGCCAAAUUUGAUAUUCUCAAAUCUGAAAAUGUUCGUCUUGUGUCUGAGUACACGAUUUCUCAAAAGAAAAUUGACGAACUUAACGGAUUCCUUAAUCAAGAACGUUCAAAAUCCGAAACAAGUUCUGCUACAGCAACACGACACGAAGAAAUUCUCCGCAAAAUCGAAACACUCAAUGCUAUUACAGAUAGCAACCGAAUCCUUCGCGAGGAGCGAGAUACACUAUCUGCUCGGGUAAAAGAACUCAGCGAUCGUACGGGUAAAAUUGAGGAUGAACUGUUCCCACUGCAAAAACAAAAUCACGAGCUAUCCUCGAAAAUUGAGGAACUCUCAACAGAGAACAAUUCCCUUCGCACUGAAGCCAUUAAAUGGAGACAGAGAGCUAACGUUCUGAUAGAGAAGAACAAUAAGAAUCCGGAGGAAUUCAAGCGUCUACAAAUAGAGAGAGAAAAUCUUGCCAAAAUGCUGACAUCUGAAAAGGAAAUUUUGAAACAGGUUAAUGAAGAACUCAAUCAAAUUAAAACCGAAAAGGUUAAGAUGGAAGUGGAAAUAGCUAAUCUUGGACGUCAACUAACAACCGUCAACGAGGAGAAGAAAAAACUCACGGACGAUUUUAACUUGCUUAAGCAACAAAAUUCACGUCUAACCCAAGAAGUAAUGGAAUUGAAGAACCAACUAUUGCAAAAGGAAGAAACCAUGCAAAAAAUUACAGAAGAUCUGGAAUCUAAAGACGCUCAACUUGUCGAUUCGAAGAAUAAAGAAAUUCAGAUCAGGAAAAUUGCUAAACGCUACAAGGACUCUUUCAUUGAGCUUUCCAACAAGCAAGCUGCCUCAACGGAAGUUAAUGCAGGUGGAGAUAAUUUGAACGCAGGAGCUAAUCCCGGAGAAAGCGGAACCUCAAACAAGGCUGACAAUGAGAAGGAGCUAAAGGAAACAAUAGAACAACUGAAUUCGGUUAUCAAAACUAUUCAGGAAGAAAAUGAAAAGAUGCGAAAGGACAAUGAAGAAUUGAGAUCUUCUGUAGAAAAGGACGAGAGAGGCAAACUCUUACUGAGAGAAGCCAAGUCCAGAAUUAUGAGUCUUACCGAAUCGAAGAACUUGGUUUCACAAGAGCUGGCUCAAACCAAGACCAAGCUUCAAAAUCUCAAACAGUCAACUGAAGACCAUGAUACUAUACUUGCAGGCAUCAAAACUCAAUACGAUGAAAAACUCAGUCGUCUCGAAAAAGACUUGCUUGAGCAAACAGCUGGCAAUAAGGAAGCCAUCGCCAGAUUGACUCGCGAAAACGAAUCGCUUCUGGUGCGUAUAAGUCAGUUAAACAGACAACUCGGCUUGCAGCAAUCGGCAAAGCCGUCCACAAGCUCAAGUGCGAUAUCCGAUAAAGGCUGCAUUUCAGAAUCAUCACCACGAACAGCAAACGUGAAGCCAAUGUCUGGUUCAAGUAGUCAACAAUCCGCUACAGUUACGCCAUGGAGGGGUGGUGACACUCCAUUAGCCAGCAUUCGGCCGAUCUCUGUUCAGAAUAGCAGAACUGCAGCUAUUCUUCCAACAAGUCAAAACAGCACUAUAAGUGUGGGUCAAGGUUCGGCUUCGGGCAGUAACACAGCUUUGGUGCCCCCGCAGCAGCAGGUUCAUACAACUGGAAGCAACGUCGAAUCGAUGUCGUCUUCACCUACCAGUUCGCACACCGAUUACAUGCCAUCUACAAGCACAGCAGCCGUGGCUGUUGCUGCGGUGCCACCGAUGGGAGCUUCCGCCGCCGAGUGCUCUCAGGAAGCCGAAAGCGUUCCAUUGCAGACUAACGAUUCGCAGGUGAUGGUAAGUGGUGGACAGCAACAAGUUGUUGCCUUGGUAUCUCCUCGAGUGGAAGGAUCUCAAAACGCCCCAGUUGCAAUUCAAAGCCAACAAGAGCCGAACAACCAGCCUAGCACUUCGGGAACAACCAGUUCAUCUCAUGUUUCUAUAAGUAGCCACAGGCAUGCAUCUUCCAGCAGCAACGUUACUACCACCCAAGCCAGUGGACAUAAGAGACCAAGAGAUAUUGAAGGUGAUAGCUCUACUAGUACUGCCGAGGAUUGUGGUGAGAAAUCAAAACCACUUAACAAAAGGACCCGCACCGGAGAGGCUAUGGGUUCUCAGGUUGGUGUAUCUGAAUCUGGAGUUGAUGUAGAAUACCAAGUUCCCACAUCUUCUCAAAGAGACCAAGAGGACGAUAUAGUAAUUGUGGAUUCGGAAGAAGACGAAGGAAUGGUUGACGAGGGAAAUGCUGAGGCAGAUGAUGGUCCAGCCGAAGAUGGCGAAAACGAAGGUUAUGAAGACUCAUACGAACAAGAUCAGGACAUGGAUGAGAACGAGUGCCCCGAAGUAGAUGAGAGUAAUAUACAGGCUGACAACAAUGAAGUUGAAAUUGAUGAUUGUAUGGAUGCUCCUGUACAAUGUACGUCUGAAAAUCAAGCUGACCCUGAUGCAGGUUCGAGUGUUAACCAAGAUAACAACCAACAAAGUCAGGCCAUUAGCAGUGGCAGUUGCGAACCGGCCAAUGUCGCACAAGCUGUGUCCCGCAAGCAAACCACAACAUUGUCCCGCCAACAAAAAGCAACGCUUAUGAUGUUGCAGCAAGGAAUAGAAGGUGGCGAGUCUGCUGAAGAACCUAAUACUCCUCAGUUCAGUGGACACAGAUCAGACAGUUGUAGUGAAAGCGUUAGCUCCCCACAAGGAUCGAAAUUUGUAGAAGAAGAGGGAGGAGAGGCAAAAAACGAUUUAGCUGAAGAUGCGGAGGGAGAUGAAUUUCUGGGAGAGAACUACGAAGAAAAAAAGGAAGAUGAAACUGCAGAAGAGUCUGAGGAGGCAAAACACAGUGGUAGCUGCAGUGUGGUAGCAGCUGAUGAAAGAGAACUCGAAACCGCCCAAGAUGCAUCAGUUUCUCAUGAUGUAGAUUCAGCUGAAAGUCGAGGAGGAGCCACGCAGUCUGGGUCAGAAAUCCAACAAAACCAAAUCGAAGGUACAGCUGCGGAAGAUAGCGAAGGCGUUGACGCAGUCUCAUCAGAAGGCGAAAAAGCUAACCUCGAAGAAGACUUAGAGGAGGAAGGACGUGAAGCUGAAGCCUCAACAUCGCCCUCCAUUAACACAAGGUCCAAAACGACCAGAGGCAACGUGGCUACUAGAAGACCUAGAGGAUAUCAGAGAGGAGGUAGACCAACACCAAUAGUUUGGCAAGAUCAGUCUGGAAGUCCCCGCAACGCAUCACCCAACGUGCGAAACCAAGAUCCAGGCAGUCCAUCGCGUGGAUUCCAAAAUCAGCGUGCUCAAAGGGCGCGUCGUAUGCGUCGCCCAAGCGGCAUCAACUAUGGAAACAUGCGAUAUUCUUAAAUAAGAGAACUACAUUUUAACUUAAUUAUAAAAAAGUGAUGCUAUUUUCUUCCAAAAUACUUAUUCCAUAAAACACUCAAUCAUGAUUUCACUGGAUAUUUCUUGGGACAAAAACAUAAAAAACAAAAUAAUAUUAAUGAAUGUCAAAUAAAAUUACGGAUGACUUAUUGUAGAAUUUUAACUUAAAAUGCAAGGAUGUUGUAACUAAUUUUGCGUUCUCUAUAGCUCAUUAUCAUUAUAGUUUUAAACAAUCACA